This is a messenger RNA of Benincasa hispida (wax gourd), 591 nucleotides long. Its product is annotated as transcription factor STKL2-like. Gene Ontology annotation, biological process: regulation of DNA-templated transcription. The record is from RefSeq and is a predicted model, not a curated record. NCBI's taxonomy places the organism in Eukaryota, Viridiplantae, Streptophyta, Magnoliopsida, Cucurbitales, Cucurbitaceae. Gene Ontology annotation, cellular component: nucleus.
AUGGAGGAGGAGAAGGAAUCUAAAGAAAAAAUGCCUUUUCGUUGGAGUUCCACCGACGAAUGCACCAUCUUGGAGAAUUUUUAUGAAUUUGCAGGCAAAAAUGGGAAUUAUUCAAAGGCGUUCUACCAUUUUGUGAAGGGGAAAUUGAGUGGUGAGGUAUCCAAUUCUCAAUUGUCGACUAAAGUGUAUAGGUUGAGGAAAAGAUUCAUGAAGAAUAAACGUAAUGAUAAUAAUAAUAAUAAUAUGAGAGAGAAAUUUCCAGACGAGAAGGUGUUUGAGUUGUCGAGAAAUAUUUGGGGAGAUGAUCAGGAAAACCCUAAAAGUACUAUUGGAGGUGGAGGCCCAUCAUCAUCAUCUUCAAUAAAUAUUAUUCAAUGGAAGCCUGAAGAAGUUGAGCGGUUCUAUGAGAAAAGGUUUAAAAUAUUUCUUGAAAACAUGAAGCUUGACGUUACUUCCAUCCCAACUCAUGUUUUGGAAGACGUUAGAAAAGAAUGGGAAGAUGUGAGAAGAGCUAGAAAUGAUUAUGAGUUGAAGAAUGCUGACUUACUUGAAGAAAUUUCUGAUAUUAGAUGCACUCAGAAUGUGUCCUAA